Molecule: messenger RNA, 2694 nt
Organism: Chelmon rostratus (copperband butterflyfish)
Lineage: Eukaryota; Metazoa; Chordata; Actinopteri; Chaetodontiformes; Chaetodontidae
Gene: aga
Product: aspartylglucosaminidase
Exons: 9
Coding region: 190-1233 (347 amino acids)
Biological process (GO): protein deglycosylation
Cellular component (GO): lysosome
Molecular function (GO): N4-(beta-N-acetylglucosaminyl)-L-asparaginase activity
Source: RefSeq, a predicted model, not a curated record
UUAAAUGUAACGUUCAUUAAUCGAAAGUCCGGCGUUUCUCUACAGGGAAUAAUCGUAACAAGAUAUUAGAUGUAGCAGCCUGCUGUUUGGCAGUCUGCUGGGACAUUACAAUUGGAUAGGAAAUAGGAAGAAUAGCAGCCCUUAACUGUGUGUCGUUGUAAUGUUCAUGCAACGUUUGGUCAGGGCAAAAUGUUAAUAUCGCUCCUGAUUUCUGCUUUAACGUUACAAUUUCCACUUGCGCGUGGAUCGCUACCUGUCGUGAUCAACACGUGGCCAUUCAAGAAUGCAACGGCUGCAGUGCAUCGUGUCCUGAUUGUUUCACUGUGUUCAGCGUGGAGUGCCCUGCAGUCCGGUGGAUCAGUGCUGGAUGCGGUGGAGAGAGGCUGUGCCCGCUGUGAAAUGGAGCAGUGUGACGGCAGCGUAGGCUAUGGCGGGAGCCCAGAUGAGUCUGGAGAGACCACGCUGGAUGCCAUGAUCAUGAACGGGGAUACAAUGGAGGUGGGUGCAGUUGCAGAUCUGAGAAGAAUCAAGAAUGCCAUCGGGGUAGCGAGAGCUGUGAUGGAGCGAACUGACCACACGCUGCUGGUCGGAGAGUCAGCCUCUGUGUUUGCUGAAAACAUGGGCUUCGUCGCAGAAGACCUGACUACCAACAAAUCUAUGAAUAUUUUCUCACAGUGGCUGAAGGGCAACUGCCAACCUAAUUAUCGAAAGAAUGUCUUUCCAGAUGCCUCCAAGUCCUGCGGACCCUACAAGCCCAAGGCGACACUGAACCAGAACAGGGGGGCACAGCAUGCUAACACGCGCUCCCAUGACACCAUUGGGAUGAUUGUGCUUGAUCAAGAUGGUCACGUGGCUGCUGGUACAUCCACCAACGGACUGACUCACAAAGUUCCAGGGCGUGUCGGGGACUCUCCUAUCGUUGGGGCAGGGGCCUAUGCAGAUAGUUCAGCUGGUGGUGCUGCCGCUACGGGAGAUGGAGACAUUAUGAUGCGCUUUCUGCCAAGUUACUUGGCCGUGGAGCUGAUGAGGACCGGGGCCGAUCCCUCGGCAGCCUGCAAGACGGCCAUUUCCAGAAUCAAGAGGCAUUACUCAGAAUUCUUUGGAGCCAUCAUCUGUGCUAACACAACAGGCCAUUAUGGUGCAGCCUGUAGCAAAGUCCCUGGCUUCUCCCAGUUCCACUACAUGGUAUCAAACUCGGAUACACCACUCCUGAAGUCUGUGGACUGCUUUUAAAUGGUGUAUGUUUGUGUGCACCUCUUAUAUACGUCAAUAAAUUAAUACUGUUUUUAUGUUGAUGAUUUUGGUUUUAAUUCAGAAAUAAAAUGUAAUUAAAAACUCAUGUGAAACUCACAAAAUUUUACUUUUUGCUGCUUUAACUUGUCUAGAUUAUCACAUUUUUCAUACUUCUUUAACAGAUGGGCACUGAUAGGACAGGAUACAAAUAAAAUGCAACUAGACAUUUGAUUAGGUACAAUGUUUUUGUACAAACAAGUGGUGUGAUCUGAAAGACAUUCUCCAUUACAUGUGUGGUUCAGUACGUUGUGCAAAUAUCAUGAAGGUUAGAGUUAUUGGGUCCCGUUCUAUUUUGAUUUAUGUGAACAUAUAGGCAUCGGGUUUCACUUGGAAGUGAUGCAUUGCAAAAACACAUUAACAACCAGGGAGGCUGGACACCCCUGGUCCAUUGUCUGCCCACUGGAAAAAGUCACACUGUUUACCCUUUUGAAAGCUGCAGGUGUAGAAAUUCCGGCCGUUGUUGGGUCCUAGUUUCAGGACCGUCCUCAUUAAACAGCGUUUCCCAUGGUGACAAAAAGGGAAGUGCAAGUCAGCCCACUGCAACAGAGAGAAUAAGGUUUUAUUAACUUACAAAUGAGAUUCCAAAAGGUUGAGAUGUUGUGUAAAACAUAAAACAGAAUGUGAUAACUUGCUAAUCCCUGUGUGUGUGUGUAUACAUGUAGUUCAUUUUUAUUUUGUAUUCCUUUUUUCUACAUCUUCUUUAUUCUUGCUAUUACUGCUGUCUGUAACAACAUCAUUUCCCUGGUGAGGGAUAAAUAAAGUUAUACCUUAUCUUUUAUACUCAAUUGAAAGUAGCACAAAGACAAUGUAUUUAAUGUUUUACCUCAUCAGCUUCUUUGAUUUUUAGAAAUGCAUUCUACAAAUACAUAUUCUGAAUUUGAUGCAGCAACACAUUUCAAACAUGUUGGGACAGGAGCAACAAAAGAUUCGGAAAGCUGUGGAAUGCUCCAAAAACACCUGUUUGGUAGAGCCCACAGGUAAACGGCCUCAUUGGUAACAAGUGAUAGUAUCAUGAUGGUAAUUGCAUUCUGUGUUAAUGUUUUAAUGAGCAUCCCAACUUUUUUUGGAAUCAGGGUUGUAUUUUUAAACUUUUAUUUCAUGCAUUUACAGUUGAUGCUAACAUACUACAAUGUUUAAAACCAAAGGCUAAAACUAAAGAUAUUCAAGAGAAAAGAGAUCAUUUUUACCUCAAAGAAGUUACAUUUAGUCUCUCUGGGAAGUGAGCAGGCGUAGAACUGUCGUCCCUUAUUCUCCCCCUCCUUGUGGACCACUCUGAGGACAGUUGGACGACGAUGGGAUGCACAACAUGGAGCACUGGGAUUGGAAGAAAUGGAGGAGCUGCGGCUUGUCGCAUCUAUUUUCCGUGUACUGACAGAGCCGAAGAAACAGUCUUAUUAGUUU